UAUGUAAAUAGAUAUAUUAAAAAAAAAACCCAACCUCAAGCUCAUGCACCACCAUGGUUUUCCAAACUAGGUUCCCUUCUUGGAUUAUGUUCUGUUGCAUCGGGCUGCUUCGCUUUGCACACACGGGGGAGGCACAGGCUGCGAAAGAAGUAAUAUUGCUGGAUUCUAAAGCACAACAGACAGAGUUGGAAUGGAUUUCUUCUCCUCCCAAUGGGUGGGAAGAAAUUAGUGGACUGGAUGAAAAUUACACGCCUAUACGAACAUACCAGGUAUGCCAAGUCAUGGAACCUAACCAAAAUAACUGGCUUCGGACUAACUGGAUUGCAAAAGGCAAUGCACAAAGGAUUUUUGUAGAACUGAAAUUUACUCUAAGGGAUUGUAACAGCCUUCCUGGAGUCCUGGGCACAUGUAAAGAAACUUUCAACUUGCAUUAUUAUGAAACAGACUAUGACACUGGCAGAAGUAUCAGAGAAAACCAGUAUGUAAAAAUAGAUACUAUUGCAGCUGAUGAAAGCUUUACCCAGGGUGACCUUGGGGAGAGAAAAAUGAAACUUAACACAGAGGUGAGAGAGAUUGGACCUCUGUCCAAAAAAGGAUUCUACCUGGCAUUCCAGGAUGUAGGUGCCUGCAUUGCUUUGGUUUCUGUCAAAGUAUAUUACAAGAAGUGCUGGUCUAUUAUUGAGAACUUAGCUAUUUUUCCAGAUACAGUGACUGGCUCAGAGUUCUCUUCCCUAGUUGAAGUUCGAGGAACUUGUGUCAGCAGCGCAGAAGAGGAGGCUGAGAACUCUCCUAGAAUGCACUGUAGUGCAGAGGGAGAGUGGUUAGUACCUAUUGGAAAGUGUAUCUGCAAAGCUGGUUUCCAGCAAAAAGGGGACACAUGUGAACCCUGUGGCCGUGGAUUCUACAAGUCAUCUUCGCAAGAUCUGCAGUGCUCACGCUGCCCUAUGCACAGUUUCUCAGACAGGGAAGGAUCUUCACGAUGUGAUUGUGAAGACAGCUAUUACAGAGCACCUACUGAUCCUCCAUAUGUCGCAUGCACAAGGCCUCCAUCCGCACCGCAGAACCUUAUUUUUAAUAUUAAUCAAACUACUGUAAGCUUGGAGUGGAGCCCUCCUGCUGAUAAUGGAGGAAGAAAUGAUGUGACAUACAGGGUAUUAUGCAAGAGGUGCAGCUGGGAGCAGGGCGAAUGUGUUCCCUGUGGGAGCAAUGUUGGAUAUAUGCCCCAACAAACUGGAUUAGCAGACAACUAUGUCACUGUUCUGGACCUGCUAGCUCAUGCUAACUACACAUUUGAAGUAGAAGCUGUCAAUGGUGUUUCCGACUUAAGCCGUUCCCAGAGGCUUUUUGCAGCGGUUACUGUUACCACCGGUCAAGCAGCUCCCUCGCAAGUUAGCGGCGUAAUGAAAGAGAAAGUGUUGCAAAGGAGUGUGGAGCUUUCUUGGCAGGAACCGGAACAUCCCAAUGGAGUCAUCACAGAAUAUGAAAUCAAGUAUUAUGAGAAAGACCAAAGGGAGAGGACCUAUUCAACAGUGAAAACCAGGUCCACCUCUGCAUCCAUUAAUAAUCUGAAACCAGGAACCGUAUAUGUUUUCCAAAUUCGUGCAUUCACUGCUGCUGGCUAUGGAAGUUAUAGCCCUAGACUAGAUGUUGCUACACUAGAGGAAGCCACAGCCACUGCUGUCUCCAGUGAACAAAAUCCUGUUAUCAUCAUAGCUGUAGUAGCUGUAGCAGGCACCAUCAUUCUGGUGUUCAUGGUUUUCGGCUUCAUCAUUGGACGGAGGCACUGUGGCUAUAGCAAAGCUGAUCAAGAAGGAGAUGAAGAACUAUACUUUCAUUUUAAAUUUCCAGGCACCAAAACCUACAUUGACCCUGAAACCUACGAGGAUCCAAAUAGAGCUGUCCAUCAAUUCGCCAAGGAGUUAGAUGCCUCCUGUAUUAAAAUAGAGCGUGUGAUUGGUGCAGGAGAAUUCGGAGAAGUCUGCAGUGGGCGUCUAAAGCUCCCAGGCAAGAGAGAUGUUGCAGUAGCCAUUAAAACGCUGAAAGUGGGAUACACUGAAAAGCAGAGAAGGGAUUUUCUGUGUGAAGCCAGCAUCAUGGGACAGUUUGACCAUCCCAAUGUUGUGCAUUUAGAAGGGGUUGUUACUAGAGGGAAACCAGUAAUGAUUGUAAUAGAAUACAUGGAGAAUGGAGCCCUCGAUGCAUUUCUCAGGAAACAUGAUGGGCAAUUUACAGUUAUUCAGCUAGUAGGCAUGUUGAGAGGGAUUGCUGCUGGAAUGAGAUACUUGGCUGACAUGGGAUACGUACACAGAGACUUAGCAGCACGCAACAUUUUGGUUAACAGUAACCUUGUCUGCAAAGUUUCAGACUUCGGCCUGUCCAGAGUCAUAGAAGAUGACCCAGAAGCUGUCUACACCACAACAGGUGGCAAAAUACCAGUAAGAUGGACAGCACCAGAAGCCAUACAGUAUCGCAAGUUUACAUCAGCCAGUGAUGUAUGGAGUUACGGAAUAGUUAUGUGGGAAGUAAUGUCUUAUGGAGAGAGGCCGUACUGGGACAUGUCAAAUCAAGAUGUUAUAAAAGCAAUAGAAGAAGGGUAUCGCCUGCCAGCACCCAUGGACUGCCCCGCAGGCCUUCACCAGCUGAUGCUAGACUGCUGGCAGAAAGACCGUGCAGAAAGGCCAAAGUUUGAACAGAUAGUGGGCAUUCUGGAUAAAAUGAUUCGGAACCCCAACAGCUUGAAAACUCCUUUGGGAACCUGCAGCAGACCAAUCAGCCCUCUUCUGGACCAGAACACCCCUGACUUCACUACAUUUUGCUCUGUAGGAGAAUGGUUACAAGCCAUCAAGAUGGAAAGAUAUAAGGAUAACUUUUCAGCUGCAGGUUACAAUAAUCUUGAAACAGUAGCCAGAAUGACUAUUGAUGAUAUCAUGAGCUUAGGAAUCUCGUUGGUUGGCCAUCAAAAGAAAAUCAUGAGCAGCAUUCAGACUAUGAGAGCACAAAUGUUACAUUUGCACGGCACAGGCAUCCAAGUGUGAUAGAUGUUUCUCCCUUACGAGGGAGGUGACAGACUGAGAGAACAGUGCUGGCCUUCAGUCUACAUGAAGUGCUGCUAGAAGACACACGAUUUCCUGGGCCCUUCGUGCAGACCACAGAAGGCCCUCAAGAAGCACCUACAGACUUGAACUCCUAAGUGCCACCAGAAAGUUACUUAAAAAAGGGAAACCAGAUCCACCGAUGGCGGCAACGAAAGCAGUGACAAUAAACAAAGUACUACCUGAAACACCUACAAACACCUUGAACUCUCUAACCUCCUUUUUAUCUAAUGGACUUUUUAAAGUGUACAUAAAGGAUUUUAAAAUAAAGAAAGAAUAUAUUUGUCAGAUAAAAAAAAUCAUGAUAUUGUUAAAGUCAACAAAAUAUUUUCCUUAAAUCCUUUGAUUUCAGACUCUUUUUUUAAAAAAUCAAUUGUGUUUCUUCUUCAUAUAGACCUUCUUUUAGUGUGACCUUUAUAUCUUUGGACCUUCUUAGUGCUAAGCAUAUGACACAUUAUUACACUGGGGACCUUUGAAAGAAUGUAUGAGUUUCCAGAGACACAAGAAGCAUAGCUAAGAAAGACGUGUCUGGGCUGGCCACUGGGAGAGAUGAGGCA
Messenger RNA from Euleptes europaea (tarantolino), 3649 nucleotides. It is a transcript of the gene EPHA7, whose product is annotated as EPH receptor A7. Bases 54 to 3035 code for a protein of 993 amino acids. The record is from RefSeq and is a predicted model, not a curated record. NCBI's taxonomy places the organism in Eukaryota, Metazoa, Chordata, Lepidosauria, Squamata, Sphaerodactylidae. Gene Ontology annotation, biological process: axon guidance; cell surface receptor protein tyrosine kinase signaling pathway; protein phosphorylation. Gene Ontology annotation, cellular component: plasma membrane; neuron projection. The transcript has 17 exons. Gene Ontology annotation, molecular function: protein binding; transmembrane-ephrin receptor activity; ATP binding.